Magallana angulata is the source of this 1087-nucleotide messenger RNA. RefSeq lists its product as uncharacterized. The coding region runs from base 64 to 816 and encodes 250 amino acids. Lineage: Eukaryota; Metazoa; Mollusca; Bivalvia; Ostreida; Ostreidae. The transcript is spliced from 3 exons. The record is from RefSeq and is a predicted model, not a curated record.
GACUGCUCCUAUUUAAUAGGAAUUAUUUUCAGUACAACGUGCUUUUUUCGUAACAUCUCAGCAAUGGGUUGCAUCCUUUUUGUUUUGGCCGUUUGUCUUGUUAUUCCAAGCAUCCAUGGAUUUUGUUUCUCUUCGUUUGGUCGAGUUGAUGUAACAGCGACGGGGCGCAAGGUUCCGAUCUGUGAAUUCAAUGGGAUCGAUUUCCUAGAUGGUUCUAAAUUUACAACUACCGGAUGUAAUGAAUGCGAGUGCAAAAAGGGUCAUUUGCACUGUUGUGGGAUCGGUGUAAAAGCUGGAAAUUUAACACCCCGACCAAACUGCAAGAUCAUAAACGACGGAUGUGUCGCAACGGAAGUGAGGAUAUCUGACGAAUCUCUGGACUGCGUAACAGGAAAACCCAUUCGAAAUCCCUCUGAAAAAGUCACCUUUCCAACAGAUGCCCCCGUAUCCCCAGCCGAACCCAAACCUGCAACUGUAGAUGCGAGAGGGGGCGUGGCUGUAGGUCACAUUGACAGAUCAUCCACCACUGGCACUCUGAAUCAUGGUUCCAAUGGCGCUGGGCCUCUGGACGACAUUCUCAACAAAAUCGCCAACAACGCCCAACAGGGCAAGCGGACAACAUUGGCUGAUCUGAUGCGUGAUAUGUCUAACGCCAACUCUGCCUCGACAUCAAAUGUCGUCUACCCACAAUUCCCCCAAUUUCCUUCAACAUCAACUAGAACGUCCAGUUCUUUCCAGCUGUUUGAUCCGUACACAAAUAACGACCCCUGGUCAAAUUGGAUCAUGUACAAUGGACUUAUGGAUGGGUCUUUCUAAAGUAGUUCAACUCAGGUGAAAUUCAUAAAAAUCAUUUUUUUUUCGUCCUUAUACAGUAAGUAGUAGAUAGUGUGUUAACUGUGUCUUUUUUAAACUACAGUACUACUUUUUUGCUAUAUAUGUAUUUAUGUACAUGUACGUAAACGAUGAUCUAGUGUUUCCAAGCAGCCAUCUUGAAAGAUUUUAUUGAGUACAUGCUGUUCUAGUUUGACGUCUUUUAAUAAUUGUAUACACCGUGCUGUAAACAAAUAAAGUUGUCCAUGGAGAACAA